CAGUAUAAUGUAAAGCACUGAGAUGUAUUCUUUCGGUUGGAUAUUCUUCUUAAUCGUAGCGAUCAGUUCUGUUAGUGUGCAGCAGCCGACUUUCUUCAAGAACACGUACAAAGGAUUGAAUGGUGUCACGGUGUGGAACGAUGUACAGAACAAAGAUGAAAUAAGGGCUGUGUAUUACCAUGAUCAGACUGUUGCGGUGGUCGACCUUGGAAUUAACAAUGAAUUGCACAAUUGCAACUUGAUUGAAGUUUACGAACAAGAAGAAGCCACUGAAGUUUUAAGAAAUCUAUCGUUGACAACUGUUCCUCAAAAGGUGUCCUUUCAGGAGAUGACAAAACUCAUGCAGCAAUGUGAACUGUUAGAUGAAAUAAAGGACAAUGAAAUGUCUGGUUCGAUGAUCAAUACAAUGAGCAAAAGUAUUAAUGGAAUGGGGAGCGUUUUGUCUCUUCUUUCAGGCAUCUUACCAGGUACAAAAUGGUGUGGAGCUGGAGACAUUGCUGAAAACUAUCAUGAUUUAGGUCAAGAGGCUCAGAUUGAUAGGUGCUGCCGAAGCCAUGAUCUUUGUCCCGUUAAAGUCCGAGCUCAACAAACGCGAUACAAUCUCACCAACUAUUCCAUAUAUACCAAAUCGCACUGUGUGUGCGACGAGGCGCUGUACUAUUGUUUGAAAGCUGCAACGCAUCCAGCUGCACACAUCAUGGGUCACAUAUACUUCAAUGUAAUGAAAAUACCGUGUAUAGAAGAUGCCGCCCUAGCUCAAGAUACUUCCAUAGGACUAGGACGACGAUUUAUUCCUGUUAAAAAGAAUUAUUAGAAUGAUUCAAUUGGAUGAUUUACAUUGUAUAGCAAUAAUUUUAAUAUUUUUAUACUGCAAUGUUGUACAAUUUUCUUAAAAUAAGAAAUUGGGAAAGGAUAUUUAU
Megachile rotundata (alfalfa leafcutting bee) is the source of this 920-nucleotide messenger RNA. RefSeq lists its product as uncharacterized. Lineage: Eukaryota; Metazoa; Arthropoda; Insecta; Hymenoptera; Megachilidae. Gene Ontology annotation, molecular function: A2-type glycerophospholipase activity. Gene Ontology annotation, biological process: phospholipid metabolic process; arachidonate secretion. The record is from RefSeq and is a predicted model, not a curated record.